AAGAAAGACAUGGUUCGCGGAGGAAAAAGUAAAGUGCAAAUCCGGUCUACGCAGUCUCCAAAAGCCGACAGCUAAGGGAUGUUACUAAAGAGUUGCGAGAGCCUCUUCAUCGGGGAAAUAAGACCGUAGAUCUUUCUCUGGCAAAAAGAGGGGAAACCUGUGUUUGGGAGUCCGUUGCACAGAGCAGAGGAAAAGAAAACGCGAAGAAGAAAAAAGUGGAAGAGGACUAAAGAUUAUAAGGAGUGCCUUAAAAGUGUGAAAGAGGAGCACCACGCAAAUCUGCAGUACUGUGUGAUCGGAGAGCAAGAGAUGAGACCUUUAAAGAAAAACAGAGGGCGUUCUCUCCCGUUAACUAGAGGCAGAGGGGGGCGAAGGAAGGGGGGAUCUCAACCUCUCCAAGAGAAAGAUCCCAAAAGAGCCAAGAAGGAGACGCUCAUCAAAGCUACACAGCAUAGCCCCAACACUCCCUCCAAACGCAGACACGCAGCCACUAUCUCUGACGAAGAACCAGUCACAAACAGCAGUCCCAACACGAAGGAGGAAUCUGCUGAGCUGAGGAAACACGUGGAAUCAGAUAAGAACAAUGGAAAGAAAAUGGAAGAGAAGACUGAAAAGGAAAAAACGGUUGGCACAAAUGGAAAUAGUACCAUACCCACGGUUUCAGGAGCAUCUCCUACCUCUGUCCAAGCAACGCCUCAAACCACCAAUCACAUCCCCAGUUCAGGCUCAGUCUCUAGUAGGAAAACAGCAACAUUUAAGGCUCGCAUACCCAAGAAGAAAUAUACAUACGAGCACUUCGUUAACAAUGGAAGUGCUAUUACCUCCAGCCCUACACUUGUACAAAACAGUUACUGCAGUAUUAGCAGCAUAAUCAGUGAUAAUUUGAAUUCUGCCCAAAAUAACUUCAAAAGUAGUAACAACAUCAGUAAUAGCAUUAAUGAAAUAAUGAAUAUAAGCAUCAAUGGAAGUGCUAACAAUAACAUAAAAGGUGAGAUUAACAAUAAGACUAGCAGUCACAACAGUUGCUCUGGGAGCCUUACUACUUAUAUCAAUAGCAGAAGUAAUAAUUGCUCAGGUAAUCAACCAUCAGUGCUAACGGUGGACAGUAACGCAGAAGUGAUUCUUUUUGCCUCCAUAGAUGAUAAAACCCUAAGGACAGCAGAUUCCCAAGAAAAAGAAUCCCAGGGUGGGGAAAAGGAGCUAGAAGGGGGCCCUAACUCAGUGCGCUCGUCCUCCACUGACACAGCUAGCGAGCACUCAGCUGACCUGGAUGUGAUGGACACUACAGGACCAAACCUUCAUCAGAACUCCCACAAUCCAGCUCCUCUCCUCAAUUCACAGCCUAAAGAAGUCAGUCUCUCAGAGGCACUAGCUGAAGCUCUGACGAAAGGCAUGAAGAACCAGAGAGUGCUGGCUCGCCAAAAAAAGAGGACUAUAGAGAGUGGUUUGGAGACUGUAGAUGGUAAAAACUCAUGCUUCCCAUCUCAUGUAUUUAGUCCAGGGGUGGUGCGUCAGGUGAGUGGAGGUACAAUUGAAGUUCUUCUCCAAGGAGAGGAGACCCUUGUUAAAUACCCUUUUUAUGGUGGAACCACGAUGAAGUCCUCGGGGGUCGAAAACACUGUGGAGUUGAUUUUGGACGCCCCCCCACCUGGCAUGGCACCUGUGGCUGUUGGGACCCGUGUGUGUGUGCCUUUUGGUGGAGAGGAUGGAGGUCGUCUGCUGUACAGAGAGGGGAUUGUUGCUGAGGUGGAUCCACACCCUGGUGUCUCAUUUCCUUACCAGGUGCUACUGAGCGAAGACAGAGAAACCUUGGGUGGACAGGUGGGAGAUGAGAAAGAAAAAAGGAAAGUAAAUGGUCAAGUAGCUUGGGUGUCCAGACAGAGCCUGAGACUGCUGAUCCCUCCAUGGGAGUUCUCAAAUUUAGAUGGUGGGAGGACAAAAGAGAGGGAGCGUGAACGGGAAAGGGAGGAGAGAGAGCGGCGGGAGGAGAUGGAGGUAGAGAGAGAAGUGUGCCAGUUGAGUAUUGGAAUGGGGGUCCUUGGCGCCGGGGCAAGGUUGGGUCAUGGGUUUUCACAUGAAGGGGUUGCCGGAGGACAUACUUAUGGAAGUGCCCCUCCACCUACUCAUCCCUCCACUGGGACUUCCAGUGCAAUGGCCAUCAUGGGUCACGGAUGUAGCGAUAAUUACUCUGACAGACAAAGACAGAAACAGAUGAAUAUGCCAGAGGAAGAUGCUGAGGUGUCUUGUUUAAACAUGGCUCAUACCAUUGGAUUACAACCAAAUCCCGGGCCCUCCCAGCACAGGAAUGCUGUCUCCACGUCCAGUGGCUACUCUCCCCCCUCCCCCCACCUUUCUGUGAUGCGGGGUCUAGGACCCCCGCAUCUCUCUGCCAUAGCCAGUCCUCAGCCAAGCCUAUCCCCUGCCUUACUGAGCUCCGAAUCGAACAUCACUUCAAACCUACCUCCAUCUAAGACCACUCCCACCCAGACCCCAACUCCCACUUCUGGUGUGGGUUCUUCUUCUACCUCCUCUCGGUCCAGGACUCCUCUCUCAUUGGCCCAGCAGAAAUACAAAAAGGGUGACGUGGUAUGCACGCCUAAUGGUAUUCGUAAAAAGUUCAAUGGAAAGCAGUGGAGGAGGUUGUGCUCCAGGGACAGUUGUAUGAAAGAGUCUCAACGUCGAGGAUACUGCUCCAGACACUUGUCAAUGAGAACCAAAGAGAUGGAGGCAGCAGGUGGAGAGAGGGGGGGAGGAGGCAGCAGCUCAGGGACAGUCACCCCUUCCGACCUUCGGGGGAGAGCAAGCAGUGAAUUUGAGUGGGAUGACACAUCAAGAGAGAGCAGUGAGAUUAGUAGCAGAGGAGACUCCAGACCCCGCUUGGUCCUUCCCUCCCUCCUCCCUCAUGAACUGUCGUCACGGUUUGACUUUGAUGAGUGUGAGGCUGCCAACAUGCUUGUGUCAUUAGGGAGUUCCCGCUCUGGCACCCCCUCUUUCUCCCCCAUCUCCAACCAGUCACCCUUUUCCCCUGCCCCCUCUCCCUCGCCCUCUCCACUGUUUGGUUUCAGGCCCGCUAACUUCUCCCCUAUUACUGCCUCCCCCGUCCUGCAGCACCGGAGGCACAGGCAACCCAGUGGCACAGGUGGAGGAGGGGGCGGGAGUAGUAAGGCACCAACCCCUGCAGGUGGAGGAGAACGGGAGAGGCACACUUUGGGAAUCCAGCCCUCCUUCCACAGUAACCUGACAUUUACAGUCCCCAUGAGUCCCAGCAAGAGAAAACCCGAAGCACCCCUUCCACCUCCCAUCCCCACACACCACCACGAUUACACACCCAAAACAGAGCUGGAGCAGGCCGACCUCAACAGCUCUUUCACAGUGCUGUCCCCCCAAACACCAGUCUCACAUUCCCACACACACACACCUACUUUCUCCCGGCCCAAAGGAGUAACGACCCCCUCCUCCAGCAGGCCCCCAUCCUCCACGGCUGUCUCCCCUCCUCCUCUGCUAGUAUCCCCAACUCCUCCUUCUCCCCUCAGUACCGAUGGAGGGCCUCGUCGUGUGGUCCCUGUCUCUCAACAAACUUUGCGGGACUCCCCUGUUAUUGUGAGGAAUCCCGAAGUCCCACUGGCAAAAUUCACUGAGUCUCCCCUCGGAAGAGGAGGAGGUGCAAACGAGAGUGGGGUAAAUAGCACCUCAUUUAAAAACGUCGGUAUAACCCCCCUUAUUCCUCAGUCGGUCUCCGGUCUCCAGGUUCCUGUCCCAAUUAAUGCUGCUGCAGCUACAGUACCCAACGGCACCGUUCUCUUGCGGAGCCCAGCUCAAACUCUGGUGCUUGUGUCCCCGGCACCUUCUCCUUUGCCCAACAUCGACAACCCUGCCACCCCCUUUCAGGCCUUAUCAGUUACAGUCAGCACAACAGUCACAGCUCCAGCUCUGAGUAGCAUAGACAGCUCUGGGGGACGAGAGGACAACAGGGGCACGGGGUUUGGUGGAGAAGUCCAGCAGCCAGUUCCAUGUCACCCCUCUCCUACUGCUCUGCUGCCCCUGAUCCUGCCCGCAGAAACUCUUCACCCGGUCCCUCGGAAGGACAUCAUCAUGGGACGUCCUGGCACAGUGUGGACGAAUGUAGAGCCUCGGUCCGUUCCAGUCUUCCCUUGGCAUUCAUUGGUCCCUUUUCUGGCACCUACCCAAUCAGAUGCUGCUUCUCAGCCAGGAGAGGGACAGCACCCAGUCAACCACCCUCAAACUGCCAGUCUGAAGACAGAGUGUCAGGGGAUGGCAGUGCUGUCACAAGAGCCUGCAGAGGCACCUCCAAUUGUGGAGAGAAUUCCCCCGAUGCGACCUCUUCCUUCUUCUGAUGAGCCGCUUCCAGAGAAGGACAAAGGAGAUGCAGAGAGGGAGAGGCCUGACAGCGAAACUGAGAGUGAUGUGGAUGACCCCUUCCUCCCAGGAAUUGUGCCAGAGCAGUCAAUUUCCACAUCACCGGUAAAGAGACGUACUCAGUCUCUCAGCGCGCUACCCAAAGACGGCGAUAAGAGCAGUCCAGGAAAGAGGGAGAAGGACCACAUCCGGCGACCAAUGAACGCAUUUAUGAUUUUCAGUAAGCGCCAUCGAGCGUUAGUGCACCAGCGGCAUCCGAACCAGGACAACAGGACAGUCAGCAAGAUUCUUGGGGAGUGGUGGUACGCUCUGGGACCCAAAGAGAAACAGAAGUAUCAUGAUUUGGCCUUCCAGGUAAAAGAGGCCCAUUUUAAAGCCCACCCCGACUGGAAAUGGUGCAACAAAGACAGAAAGAAGUCUAGUUCUGAAGGUCGUGGAGUCCCUGGGGCUAAAGACAUAAGAGAGAGGAGCAUGUCUGAAUCCACAGAGCCUCAUUCUGUGGAGCUGAAGGGUGUUGGUCCAAGUCUGGUGGGCGUCUCCGAGAGGAGUAUGGGAGAGGAACACGUAGGCCAACUCACCCGACCCCGGGCUUUCUCGCAAAGCGCUAUGCACAGUCUGGAGCAGGCUGACAGGGGUAACAAACAAGCCCUGGCGGAACUGGCACAGAUCUGUGGAGAUGGUAGCAGUCAGUUUUCAAGUCGCGCCCCUUUCCAUUCGCAGACUCAACGGGGGGUUAGUGAAGACAUGACCAGUGAUGAAGAACGCAUGGUCAUCUGUGAGGAGGAAGGUGAUGAUGAUGUCAUUGAGGAUCCUUAUCCUAGCAGCUCCAUAGAUCUCAAGUGUAAGGAGCGUGUGACUGACAGUGAUAGUGAGAAUGGUUCAGGGGACGAAAGCGAUCGUAAGAGAGUUUUUGCUCCAGUCAUCUGCUCUUCUUCAUCAUCCUCUACUUCACACCAUACCCCUCAUGGCAGGAGUGUUUCACUCUCCUCUUAUCCCACCAGCAAGCGCUACGAUGAGGGGAGAUCAGGAGGGGGAGGGUUUUCAGACCACAGGAGGAAGGACAGAAGUGAAGGAGAAAGAAAGGACCCUUUUGGGGGUGACGGAGGUGGAAAUGUACAAACCUCCUCUCUCUCUUUCUCUUCUGGUCAGUCGGUCAUAUCUUCUACUUCUUCUUCAGCUGGAGGCCCUCCUUCCUCAUCAAUAAGUUCACUUGGAACAACCCCACCCCAGGGCAUUGGUGCUGUGAGAGUGGCUUCCACAGUGGUGACCAAUGUAAUGCGUCCUGUAAUCAGUACACCGCUCCCAAUCGCUAGCAAACCUAGAGAUGUAGGCACUUCAUCCAGCCCUCAUCCUUCAGAGAGAAAGACCCUGACUCCCCAGCAGCAAACACAGUUUCUGAUAGGAGCAGGAGGUGGGGCUACAGGGGGUGGGUACUACUCUUCAUCAUCAUCGAAUGCUGUAGGUGCCGGUUUAGGCCCGGGUGGUGUCGUGACUAAUUUUGUGUUAGGAGGGGCUCUGUCCGGCCCGUCUGCUGUACAGCUCAUCACCCCAGCCCCUCAGCCAUCCCACCACCACGCCCUUCCCUCCACAGUCGUUUCAGCCCCACAUAGCCACACAAACGGAGCCCUGCCCCUGCUUCAGCACCAGUUUCUCCCAGCUUCCUCCCUGGCACCCCCUGGGGGUAAGGCCAUCACACAAGUCCAGUACAUUCUGCCCACCCUACCUGCUAAUGCCAACCCCAAGAGCCCACCGCAGCACCUCAGCCAGCCAACCAGUAUCUUCAACCUACCCACAGCUCCACCAACGCACGUAUCCUUGGCCAAUGGGAAACAGCAGGGUACUGGUUUACCAACGGGAUAUACGUCCAGUCCAGCAGUGGGUGUGGUCAGCCCUGGAUCGAGAGUGCAAACGCAGUCUCCAGUGCUCCAGGGUAAAAUGCUUGUUCCCAUGGCAACAGUGCGGACUGCGCCAGCCACUGCCCAGCAGUUUCCCAUCGUGGCUCCACCUCUUCCUGUUCAGAAUGGCGCUCAGUCUGGAAGCAAGAUCAUCCAGAUAGCUCCCAUGCCUAUGGUCCAGCCCCAGCUUCCUCAGGGUGGAGCCGUGCAUCCUGCCAGCCCUUUCCCUGUAACCGUGGGCACAGCUGCAGUGGUAGCACCAGCAUCAGCCCCCUCCCAGGCUGUGCUUCUGCCACAAGCACCUACUAGAAUCACAUAUGUCCAGUCCACUCCAGGGGUCCCAUCUACUCUGCCUCUAGUCUCCACAACAACGGGCUGCUCCCCCACACAGCAAGCUCUCCCAGUGCCUGGUUCUGCAUAUGUUCCAUCACCCCUGGCGACACUUGGGUUCACAGCAAUUGCAUCACCUGGACAGACACUGGUUCAGCCACUGAUCACAGGUCAGCCGUCGCUGCUAGCCACGGCGCAGUCCCCGCAGCCUUCCACUUCAGCCCCUGCCUCAGGCUCCGGCAACCAGAUAGUCACUGCCAUCUACCCUCCCUCACCUAGUGUCACCAUGGCAACCGGGGUAGUCUCUAUGGCAGCAGUACCCCCCAGUGUGGUGUACUCUGUGUCGAGCCCUUCGAGUGCUUCUCCCCACAUCCUGCCCAAACACACAGCAACCCCCACCACCGUCGCACACUCGCAUGCGCAGUCUCAUCCGGACAGACACGCAGACAGACACGCAGACAGACACCUGCCUCCAGACAGAUGUGCCGAUCAGCAAAGUGACAGGCAGAGCGACUGGCAGGCAGAGCUGCCGACUCACAUGGAAAGACGGUUUGAUAGGCAGUUGCAGACCUCUGGCAGUAGUUGUGCAGCAGCACCUCCUAGUGGCUCAGCUGUUUCCAUGCGGCCCUGCAGUCCACCCCUUCAGAUCCAAAUGCCUGGCAGUACACCGGGUACGCCCAAGCUCACACAACUUCCAGUUAGGCUCCCCCAGAAGGUGAAGGCAACAGUGGCAACCAUCCCAGUUGGCAGCUACGAUGGAGGAGGCAGAGGAAAAGACAGAGACCGGGAAAAAGACAGAGAGCGGGAGAAGGAACGAGAAAAGGAUAGGGAGGGAGGAAGAGAAGCUGCAGCCAAUAGUCAUUUCUCCUUCGAUCCUGAGCCCUCAGGGCAGACGGGGUCUCCAUCAACACAUCCCACAGAGGAUCCAUCAUCCUCUGACAGGCCCCUGGAGGGUUCCAGUACUACAAACUCAUCUGACAUGAGGAGCAAGGAAAGCACAACCACCAAAGAGGCUGGAUGGAAGGAGUCGCUCUCCUCCUCUCCUCUCCCCCCUCCACCAACCACAGAGCCCACUCUUCCACCCCCACAGACUGACAAAGAUGCUCCUCCACCCAAAAAGAUCAAAGCCCGCCCACCACCACUAAAAAAGACCUUUGACUCUGUGGACAAGACUGGCAGAGUGCUUUCAGAAGUAUAUUUUGAAGAGCGCUUUGCUGAGCUUCCCGAGUUUCGGCCCGAGGAAGUUUUGCCCUCACCCACCUUGCAGAGUCUGGCCACGUCACCUCGCGCCAUCUUGGGCAGCUAUCGCCGCAAGAGGAAAAACUCAACAGAUCUGGACUCGGCCCCCGAUGAGCAAGUCUCACCAAAGAGAAAAAGUCGUCGGCGAUCCAGCUGUAGCUCCGAGCCCAACACACCUAAAAGUGCCGCAAAGUGUGAGGGAGAAAUCUUCACUUUUGACAGACCAGCCCCAGAUGGAGAAGACAUCCUGGCAGAACUGGAGUUUGAAAAGGUGCCGUACUCGUCCCUGCGACGAACACUGGACCAGAGGAGAGCACUUGUCAUGCAGCUGUUCCAGGAGCAGGGCUUCUUCCCAUCAGCUCAAGCCACUGCAGCUUUCCAGACGAGAUACUCCGACAUAUUUCCCACCAAAGUGUGUCUGCAGCUGAAGAUUAGGGAGGUGCGGCAGAAGAUCAUGCAGACUGCUGCUCCUUCCGACUCCUCUGCUUUAGGCCCGGACCCUACCGCCUCGCUCCCAGGACCGUCUGGCUCCCAGUUAGAUGAGGCUUCCGGGAGAGACGGAGGAGACCUGCAGGACGACGAUGUUGAACAGGGAGCAGAAAUGAGCCCAGAGAAUCCCCGUGAUUCACAGGAAUCUUCUACAUGAGGAAUGCAAAGAAGUUGGAUCGACUAAUCAGUGACAAGUCACACCUUUCCACCCUCGUGCAUAUCCAUAUCUAUUCUCUUUUCUCUUAGCCAGUCAUAUCUUAAUUUCCUACCAUCCAGCUGCCAACCUGUGAGAGUGAUAAAUGUUUAUUUGCAAUGUUGGGACUCAUCUUUUGGAGCGUGCAACCCUAGCACCACAAAAAGGACAUGGAAAAACAAGUUGCACAUAACAUACACAAAUGUUUUACCUUCAUUCCCACACUUGACUUAGCACUCUGUAUUAAUCUUCUUCGAGAAAGCUCCCAUUGAUGCUUGUGAACGAAGGGCCAUCAUGUAUGGGUGCACGCGUUUGCCUUGAAGAUGAAAUGAUUCUCAUUUUGGACAAAGAAACCUGCUUAGGCUAUUUUGAAAUUGUGAAAAAAUGAGCAGUUUUAAAAGAUGUAGUUAUAUGUUUUGAUAUUUGUUUUGUUUUUAAUCAUUUUAGCUCAGUAAAGGCAGAACGUGUCUGCUUGAAGAACAACCUGUAUGUAUACAUGUUACAAGCUUGUGGUUAUAGUUUCUGCUGAUGUUCGGGGGCUGGGCCCUCAGCAGCCGGGAACCAAGCAAUUUGACGAGACAUUGAAUUGGACUUUGAGAGGUGUUUUUCUCACCCGUAGACCUUCAGGGGAGGUCUACGAGGAGUGACUGAAACUUAAUCGGACUUCUGGCAGUGCCAUCAUUCCUGCAUUUGCCUGACUGGCCACGUCCUUCCUUCUUGCGACCGACCCUAGCACAUGCCAGUAGGUAGGAACCAAGCAUUCCUGUGCCUCUCUCUCUCCACGCAUGAAGGAAGGAGAAGGGUCAGAGUCACCGGGCCCUUCCUGGCUCACAGAGGUCAGGCGGAAAGAAACCUUCGUCCUCUAUUGCCAAGCAGUUUUAUUGUUGUUUUUUUUAUUAUUAAGUAUUCUGAUUUAUAUUUAACAUUGUCAUACUCAGUUUGUUGUACUAUUUCUAUGAUUAUUAUAAUUAUUACUCCUUAUAUCAUUGCAGUGAACCCACUUUCAUAGUUCUGGUGUCUUUCGUGGGAAAUGUUUCUUUAAUUUCUGUCAACCUAAGCUUUCUUGUGUAUUGUUUUUGCCAGCACCACAGUCUUAUAGGCAGGUGAGAGAUGCUGCUCCACACCUGUACAGUCCCUCCAUUAUAGUCUUCCCUCGACUGGCCUAUCAUUUGAGCCUGUGGUGCAGUUAAUUUUGUUCAUUUUAAACAGGAAUACAAACACAAUGUGGACCUUUAUAUCCUUUAAGCAGUAAUAAGCCGUAUGUUUGUAGACAACCUUGUAUGCCUCUCCUUCCCUAUCCACAUUCAAUUUUUAUAGCCUCAACACUUAUACAUCUCCUUCCUCCCAUCCUUCCUUCUUUUGUCACUUUAUUGCUCUCUCCUGACCUCCGGGCAGAGAGAAAACUGGGGGAAGUGAAAGGAAUUAACAAAUCAGAGUUGGUAGGAUACAAUACUGGUUGUGUCUUUAUGUGCAAGACUUGGUUGUGUUGUAAAUAAUUUACUGUAGAGUCAGUAGACUCAUAAUAUUGAUAUGGAAAAAGAAAAUCUGUUAUUGAACUUAAGUUGACUUUUAAGACACCGUUACAGAAGGUAAAACAUGAAAUGGGGGGGAUCAAAAUAAAUAUGGCUAUUAAUGUUAUUGUGUUUUACACCUUGUCUUGAUGUUACAUAUGCAAAAGAGGAAUUUAUACGAAUAAAUUGUUUGGGUCUGAAUCUUCCACAUUAAAACAAAAAUAGGUGUUUCAUUGGAACUUGGAAAAGUUAAGGAUAUAAAUAAGUUAUCUAAGCACAACUUUAGUCCAAACCCUAAGACACAACACUAUUUAAAAAGGACAUAUAUGUGAAUUUGGGUUACAAAAGCUGACAAUUUUGAAGAAAAAACAUUUAUUUGAAUUUGCCACUUUACAACAGACGCCAAUACAUUUUAACAAAAGGAGGAAACAAAAAAACCCACAUCCUUGUCAUAAGAGAUAAAAAUUAACUAUACAAAUGUCAUUUGAGGCACAAGCCAUGGUCCUUAUUUAUAUUAACCAAUUAUUUUGAGAACACAUCACUUCCAUGUAUAAGUAAGUUCCCUCACAACUCUGUUCAAGAGAGAACCUGAGACACUUUUUUUUUUUUUUUUCAAAUUAAAUGUUCAGUUCAUAAAUAUCUGGAUCCAGUAAAUCAAUACUUGAGUCAAUCUCACAGUAGUCGAUGAGUCUGAGCUUGUAUUAAGACUAGUAUUGAUGUGAUCAGCUCUACGACGGCCUUAACUCGUCCUCAGAGCAGCUGCACGCCGUCCAUGGCCAGGCCGUUCUCCAGGGCCGUGUGGUAGAUCUCCAGCGCCUGCUCCAGCGGCAGAGCCCCCCCUUCAGUGGUCUCAAUGAUGGCGAUGGUCUCCCCAAACUCAUUACACAUUAUAGUGGGGGUGCCCUGUGUCUGGGGGGAGAAUAUUCAGAGUGAAAUCAAUGAACAGACAAGAGAUGAAAAAGUGUUUCCUGUUACUGACAUUAACGAUCUUGUUCUUGCAAAGAAAGAAAAUGGGCGACUACUGACUGACUGUAACGAUGGCAAUCAAAGCAACAUUUCCCCACUCUGAUGUUUAAGAAAAUCAAACGCUGAUUAUACAAUAGGGUCUUGUAAAUGACAUUACAACCCUUGUAAGACUGGAGUAAAAUCUGAAUAAAUGUUAUAUCUACUGUGUUA
Molecule: messenger RNA, 11210 nt
Organism: Cololabis saira (Pacific saury)
Lineage: Eukaryota; Metazoa; Chordata; Actinopteri; Beloniformes; Belonidae
Gene: cicb
Product: capicua transcriptional repressor b
Exons: 21
Coding region: 310-8487 (2725 amino acids)
Biological process (GO): regulation of transcription by RNA polymerase II
Cellular component (GO): nucleus
Molecular function (GO): DNA-binding transcription factor activity, RNA polymerase II-specific; RNA polymerase II transcription regulatory region sequence-specific DNA binding
Source: RefSeq, a predicted model, not a curated record